Nomascus leucogenys (northern white-cheeked gibbon) is the source of this 1579-nucleotide messenger RNA. It is a transcript of the gene STOM, whose product is annotated as stomatin. Gene Ontology annotation, cellular component: plasma membrane. The record is from RefSeq and is a predicted model, not a curated record. Lineage: Eukaryota; Metazoa; Chordata; Mammalia; Primates; Hylobatidae.
AUUGGGGGCUGGCCGGCAAUCUGGGUCUUGUGCCUCUGGCUCCUCAGGGCAUUCCCGGCGGCUCCGGGUUUGGCGACAAGGACGGGGGAGUGCGACUGCGUCUCGGGCAGCAUGGCCGAGAAGCGGCACACACUGGACUCCGAAGCCCAGCGGCUCCCUGACUCCUUCAAGGACAGCCCCAGUAAGGGCCUUGGACCUUGCGGAUGGAUUUUGGUGGCGUUCUCAUUCUUAUUCACAGUUAUAACUUUCCCAAUCUCAAUAUGGAUGUGCAUAAAGAUUAUAAAAGAGUAUGAAAGAGCCAUCAUCUUUAGAUUGGGUCGCAUUUUACAAGGAGGAGCCAAAGGACCUGGUUUGUUUUUUAUUCUGCCAUGCACUGACAGCUUCAUCAAAGUGGACAUGAGAACUAUUUCAUUUGAUAUUCCUCCUCAGGAGAUCCUCACAAAGGAUUCAGUGACAAUUAGCGUGGAUGGUGUGGUCUAUUACCGUGUUCAGAAUGCAACCCUGGCUGUGGCAAAUAUCACCAAUGCUGACUCAGCGACCCGUCUUUUGGCACAAACUACUCUGAGGAAUGUUCUGGGCACCAAGAACCUUUCUCAGAUCCUCUCUGACAGAGAAGAAAUUGCACACAACAUGCAGUCUACUCUGGAUGAUGCCACUGAUGCCUGGGGAAUAAAGGUGGAGCGUGUGGAAAUUAAGGAUGUGAAACUACCUGUGCAGCUCCAGAGAGCUAUGGCUGCAGAAGCAGAAGCGUCCCGUGAGGCCCGCGCCAAGGUUAUUGCAGCCGAAGGAGAAAUGAAUGCAUCCAGGGCUCUGAAAGAAGCCUCCAUCGUCAUUACUGAAUCUCCUGCAGCCCUUCAGCUCCGGUACCUGCAGACACUGACCACCAUUGCUGCUGAGAAAAAUUCAACAAUUGUCUUCCCUCUGCCCAUAGAUAUGCUGCAAGGAAUCAUAGGGGCAAAACACAGCCAUCUAGGCUAGUGUAGAGAUGAGCGCUACCCUCCCAAGCAUGAGGUGGGGGACCAAAUUAGCCUUUAACUCAUAAAGAGAGGGUAGGGCUUUUCCUUUUCCAUAUGUCAAUUGUGGUGUUCCCAGAGUGUAUAGCAGUUACAAAAAUAGGUGAAAGAAUUGUUAGCUUGUAAAUACCAAGAGAUUGGUGAUUUAUAUAAGGUAAUCUGUUAGUCUUAAAAUAGUUAAAAGUUUGUAUUUUUAGAUUAUUGUGUAGUAGGUUAGAUCCCUCUUGUUUUGACUUCCACUGACUCAUUCUGAACCCCCUAAGCACCUAGGCCAGAGGCAAGAACCUGGGCUGUAACUGCCACCUGACACCGCUGACUGGAUAAAUGCUUUGCAGAAAGUGAUGACCUUACACCACAACCAGCUUCUCUAGGUCAUAUGUGCCUUACCUCCAGAGAGUCUUUUUUUUUUUUUUUUUUUUUGAGAUGGAGUUUCACUCUCGUUGCCCAGGCUGGAGUGCAGUGGCAUGAUCUCGGCUCACUGCAACCUCCACCUCUCGGGUUCAAGAGAUUCUCCUGCCUCAGCCUCCCCAUAGCUGGGAUUACAGGCUCAUGACACCAUGCCCAGC